Symbiodinium sp. CCMP2456 is the source of this 3255-nucleotide messenger RNA. NCBI's taxonomy places the organism in Eukaryota, Dinophyceae, Suessiales, Symbiodiniaceae. The record is from the annotation of a GenBank genome assembly.
AUGUCCUACUCUCGGCCAUGCUCGGCCAAGCAGUCUUCCAAGAACAUCCAGACCCUCGGAAAGCAAAGCCGCUGGCAACAAGCCCUGGAUGUGCUUCGUGGCCUCUCGAAGCAAGGCUCGUUGCCCAACGUUUUUACUUACUCAGCUGCGAUUGGUGCUGCAGGGCGAGGCAAGCAGUGGAGGAGUGCUCUUGGUCUUCUCCUCUGCAUGUGCCAGGAAGCUGUACUCCCGGACAUGUUCAUCUGGAGUGGCCUCCUUGCCACUUGUGAGCCCUUGGGCUGGGAGGGAAGUCUCCAACUCUUCACCUCAGCGGCCGCAGUCAGCACGGUCGUUUGUAACACGGCCAUGAAUGGCUUCUCCAGGCAUUGGCCGCUUACUUUGGCCCUGGCAGCGACCAUGAGCAGCUCAACUCUUCAGCCGGACAUCACCACUCUGAACACCGCCCUCACGGCUCAAGUCAAAGGAGGCCGAUGGCUGCAAGCAGUUGAGAUGCUGUUACAGUCGCACACUUCCGGCGAGAUUCCACCUGACAUUGUCUCUGUGAAUGCGCUUCUUGCGAUUUGCCCCAACGAUCUGGACUGGCGCUGGGCUUUGCAUCUGCUGACUUGGGCGAAAAUGCGGCUCCUGCAGCCGGACGUCAUCAGCUAUUCCUCCAGCAUCAGUGCCGCAGCGAACGAUGCCCGCUGGACACUGGCUCUGGCCCUUUUGCGGGAAGCCAUUAUGAAGAAUGUGCUCCCCGACCUCGUCAUGCUCAAUGCGGCCAUCUCCGCUUGUGAGAAGGGCUUCCAGUGGGAGAGGGCGCUCGGGCUUCUAGCGGAAGUAGAUCGUGCGCACCUUCCGCCUGAUGUCAUCAGCUUUGGAGCCGUGGCGACUGCCUGCGAGAAGGGCGGGCAUUGGGAGGGUGCCUGGUCACUGCUGGCGACCAUGCGGUCACGAAGCAUCACACCGGAUACAGUUGUCUGCAAUGCCAUCAUCGGCGCUUUAGAGAAGGGGAGCUGCUGGAAGAUGGCGCUGCAACUGCUGAACUCAAUGAAGCAACGAGGGCCAACUCCUGAUAUGGUCUCGUAUGUUGCCACCAUGGCUGCCUGUGACAAGGCCCAACAAUGGGAGCACGCCUUGCUCUUGCUGGAUGAGGUCCGUCAAUCCUCGCAUGUCUCCACUAUCCAGGUUGCCUUCAACAUCUGCAUCAGUGCAUGUGAGAGGAGUCGGGAGGCCAAAGCAGCCCUGGUGCUGUUUGACGAGAUGUGCGACGCCGCCCUGCAUCCGGAUCGCCAUAGUUUCAACUCGGCUCUUCGGGCCUGUCAGGUGGCCGGAGCCUGGCGGCGGGCCUUGCGUCUCCUCCUGAGAGCCGAGGAUGGCUCUGGCCAGGACCUGACGGGAAUUGCAGCCGUGACUGGGGGCAAGAUGGACAAGCUCCGCAAGAAGUACCCUGAACAUGUGCCGGUUAUUUGUAUGCACAGCAGGGAUGCCAAGAAGCACCAAAAGCUCAUUGUGCCCUUUCAGACAACAAGUGCAGCGUUCCAGACGAUAGCUCGUGAAAAGUGCCCGUGGGCCGUGCAAGGCGGCGAAGUCUUGCUAUGCAACAAGGGCAAGAUUACCGAUACCAUGGAGGUGCCUGCACAGAAGACCCUGCAGCAGCUGGAUUCUGAGUAUAGGGCACCAGACGGAGGGAUUUAUUUCACGGUGGAAGCCGCGAAGGAUGAUGUGCAGGAAGCACCAACAGGGCCCCAAGAAUUUAAGAUGGACGAGAGUGUCCCGCAGCAGGAGAAUGUCGCGCAGGGGAAUGGCACGCAGGAGAAUGGUGCGCAGGAGAAGAAGAAGAAAGCAAAGGCCAAGGCAAAGGCGGCGGUGUCAGAGGACCGCAAGGAGGACGACAUCCUUGAAAGAACCAGGCGAAUUCGCAAGAAGCACCCCGACCGUGUUCCAGUUCUCAUCAAUCAAGCAGCGGUGCCAGGAUUGCCUGCGCUUGACAAGAAGCUUCUGCUUCCUGAUUCCAUGACCUGCAGAGACUUGCGAAAGAUUCUUCCGAAACACAUAGGCCUCGCAGACUUGGACCUGGAUUGGAGCAAAGUGAUCCUCCAGCUGGCGGGGCAGGCCAUUGGGGAGGAUAUCGAGGAACACGAGCUUGUGUCAGCCGUCUACACGCGGUGCGUCGCCUCAGACGACGAAGGAAUCAUGCUCUCUUUGGAGCUACGGGGCCAGCUGGAUGUAGGUGCUGGCGAAAUGCCAGAGCUCCAGCCGCUCCAAGAUGCACUCAGCUUCUCACCACCUUCAGCGGAGGAGCUGCGAGUUCUGGAGCUCCAGCUGCAGGAAGUCAACGUUGCUUUCGAAGAGGCCAAGAAGUCGCAGCAGCUCGUCACAGCCAAAUUGGCUGAACAGGAGGAGCGCGCAUGGGCAGCAGAAGAGAGGGCGCUGAAAGCCGACCAGGAGCUUGCGAUGCGAUGCCAAGCGCAACGACAGGAAGCCGAGGCUUUCCAGAGUCAGGUCUCGCAGGCCCAGGAGGCUCGCGAAGCUUUGGAGGCGCAGGUGAUCAGCGGAAAGGAGGAGAUCGAAGCCCUGCGUCGGACGGUUGAGUCCUUGGAAGACGACCUUUACAGCGCACUCCAGAGCUCUAAGCGGGACGCCGGCAUCAUCGGGGAGCUGCAGAAGAGCAUUAAGAAGUCGCAGGAGGCUUUGACGGUUGAAGCCCAGAAGAGCUGUGCUGCACAGGAGAAGCUUAGCAAGCUUGAAGAGAAGCUACAGGAAGCAGCUGACAAGGAAGUCUCGUCUAUGAAGAUGUAUGCCGUCCAAGAGAAGGAGUAUCAGGACAAAAUUCGCGAGCUUGAAGAUUCGCUUCGCAAAGUGUCCCAGAAGCUUGUCGAAGUUGAAGAGGAGAAAGCACAAGUUGCAAGAGAGGCCCAGAAGCAGCAGAACCCCCAGGAAGAAGUCAAGAAGUAUAAGGACGCAGUCGUCAUCUUGAAGGACACACUCUCCCGCAAAGAGGAAGAGAUCACCAAGAAAGAUGCCCAAGUCGAGAAAACCAAGGCGGUCCUCAAAGAAGUUGAGGCAGAGAACCGACGCUUGCAAGGCGAGCUCGAGACGGCAGGAACGAACAAUCUUCGUCUCCAAGAGGAGGUCGGGAAGCUCAAGGCUUGUGAACAGGCGCCAAAGCUGAAGGCUGAGGUGGAGGAAGAUUUCGUGAAGCUCGGCUGGGACAGUGAAGGUAAAGUGGAAGAAGUCACAGACUUCGGCUUCCAGAAGGUGGACAGUGCUUGA